AUGGCUCCAUCAGAAACCUCAUCUGAUACUUCUACUUCUACCUUACCUAAUAAUUCGAUUACUGUUGAGCCCUCAAACCCACUGUACCUCUAUCCUACUGACAACCCUGGUACUGUCAUUGUUGCCGAUCGAUUCAACGGUAUGGGAUAUGGAAGUUGGAGAAGGGGAAUGUUGAUCGGUUUGUCAUGUAAGAAUAAGCUCGGCAUAAUCAAUGGGACUAUUUCCAAACCUAAUGCUACAUCUCCAUUCUAUGAGCCUUGGUGUCGAUGUAACGACAUGGUAAUUGCUUGGAUACUGAACAGUUUGGAAGCUGAAAUUAGGGAAAGUGUUAUGUAUACAGAGUCAGCUGCAAAGCUAUGGAAGGACAUUGAGAAACGAUAUGGACAGCCCAAUGGCAGCAAAGUGUAUCAGAUCCGUAAGGCUCUAUCAUCUAUUUCUCAAGGAGCUUCGAACAUUGCUUCCUAUUUUUCCAGAACUAAGAAGUUGUGGGAUGAGCUAGCAUAUUCCAUAACAUAUCCUGAUUGUGUGUGUGGAUGUAAAGAGGCUUUCCAAAAAUUGGAAGAAGAUCAGAAGCUUCACCAGUUCCUUAUUGGUUUGAACGACAAUUAUUCCACCAUCAGGAGGAACAUUCUGGCCAUGAAACCUCUUCUAGACAUAGACACUGCGUAUGCUAUGCUGGUUAAUGAUGAAAGUCAAUGUGAGGCACAAGCUUUAGUCCCAUCUUUCUCUUCCGAGUCUGCUUCUUUCUCCACUGGUGUUCAGAAACCAUAUACUGGUUCUUCCCCUGUUGGCAUGCAGAAAACCUAUUCACAAAAGGUUAAUUUCGAUUCUAAAAGGGCAAGUGUCAUAUGCAAGUACUGCAAAAAGCCUGGCCACACCAUAGAAAAAUGUUACAAACUUCAUGGGUAUCCCAACACUUUUCAGAACUCCGUCCAGUCCAAUAGGUUUAAGAAGCCCGCUGGUUAUGCUCAUGUUUCAGAGGCUCAGAGUCUGGGACCAACAGAUGGGUGUACUUCUGAUAAUAGGAUUGAACAUUAUGAUUCUCAGAACCAUGGUUUCACAAAGGAACAGUAUGAACACUUGCUGAACAUGUUUCAUCAGUCCAAGGUCUCUCAUGAUGCUACUGCCUCUGGAUCUGCCUACUUUGCAGGUUUGCUACAUUGUGUUGAUACUAGAAAUUAUUGUGUGUUUGCUUGCAAGCUUUCUCGCUUAGGCCUUUCUCUGAAGAGGCCACUGGUUCUUGGUAAAAUUUCAAAUGGACUUUAUCUGCUACAAUCCACUCCUACCUCAAUUUCUGCUACUUCAAUUGGUAAAGCUGUCAGUGCUAAGACUGCUGACUCUAUUGCUUCUUCAUCUUGUUUUGCUCCUGUCAACAUUGUAAAUACCAUUGAUGCUAAUACGACUGCUUCUACUUCUGUGCCUUCUACAAAUGAUUAUGUACCUAACAACACUGUAGAUACCAUUGAUGCUAAUAAAACUGUUUCUACUUCUGUGCCUUCUACAAAUGAUUCUGUUCCUGUUUUUUGUUUUGAUAUGUUUUGGCAUCUUCGACUUGGUCACAUGACUUUCCAUAAGAUGAAGUCUGUUACUCGUAUUAAGGAUAAACUAUCUAAGAAACAGUCUUUUGUUUGUGAAGUUUGUCCAAUGGCUAGGCAGCAAAGACUUCCCUUCCCUGAAAGUUCCAUUAAGACUACCAAGCCUUUUCAACUUAUUCAUGUGGAUUUACGGGGUCCUUACCACACACUAACUUACAAUGGUUUUAGGUAUUUUUUGACCAUUGUAGAUGACUUUACUAGGGCUACUUGGACUCAUCUGUUGUCUACCAAGUCUAAUGCUUUUACUUUGUUAAAAUCCUUCAUAUUUCUAGUCCAAAAUCAGUUCCAUUCAUCUGUCAAGACUCUCAGGUCUGAUAAUGCUUUUGAGUUAGGAUCCAGUGCUGAAGCCACCUCAUUCUUCUCUAAUUAG
Messenger RNA from Nicotiana attenuata, 1965 nucleotides. RefSeq lists its product as uncharacterized. The transcript is spliced from 2 exons. Gene Ontology annotation, molecular function: nucleic acid binding. Lineage: Eukaryota; Viridiplantae; Streptophyta; Magnoliopsida; Solanales; Solanaceae. Bases 1 to 1965 code for a protein of 654 amino acids. Gene Ontology annotation, biological process: DNA integration. The record is from RefSeq and is a predicted model, not a curated record.